Messenger RNA from Triticum dicoccoides, 696 nucleotides. RefSeq lists its product as uncharacterized. NCBI's taxonomy places the organism in Eukaryota, Viridiplantae, Streptophyta, Magnoliopsida, Poales, Poaceae. The transcript is spliced from 3 exons. The record is from RefSeq and is a predicted model, not a curated record. The coding region runs from base 224 to 538 and encodes 104 amino acids.
UGGUCUCUCAAUGCGGAGGUGCUAGUCAGAGGUGCUCCAGUUGCUUUAACGCAGGCAUAGCACCUAGCCUGGCACCGGCGACAGCUCCGUAACAGCGGCGAUUCCGAAGCACAGCGCCGCCCCUUCCCCCGCUGCUCCCAUGGCGCGGCUUCUUCCUCAAGCUGCCCGGCGCUGCUUCGCCGGUGGCGCAGCCGCGGGAGUCCUUCAGGCGGGGGUCUAGGCGAUGCUCGAGGAUGCAGCCGGCGUUGGGGAGGAGUCACGCGGCGCUGCUGCCGGGUGUGGGAGGGAGGACGAGAAGGGUGUGGAGGGCGAGGUCGCUGCCGGAGCUCUGCGGAAGCGAGGUCCGGGGAUCGGGUUGCUGGAGGAAGGGAGGAGGCGCUGGCAAAGUGCUGCAGGUACACCACUAAAGAUGGAUUGGUGCCAGGUGGCUGCGGUGGCCUCAUACCCGGCAGGCAUCCUGGUUGAGGAGUGCGCCGGACUGGUGGGUGCCCCAUACCCGGCAGACGUCCUGGUUGGGACCUCAGGUCUUAGAUGUUAGGUUUGGCUGCGAGGUCUAUUUGGCAUUAGACUUAGACUAUCAACAUCCCUUCAUCAAUUAGAUAGGAGUAGCGACAGAUGUUGCCUAGAUGGUGGCUUUAGUCAUACUUUUGUAUGACUUUGUAAGGUCUUGUGUGAAUAAUUAAUAAAGUGGAUGCA